GUGACGGGGGGGGUCUGGGCCGCCGCCGCUCCCGCCGCAGCCAUGAUCCACAGCCUGUUCCUCAUCAAUGCCGCCGGGGAUAUCUUCCUGGAGAAGCACUGGAAGAGCGUCGUGAGCCGCUCCGUCUGCGACUACUUCUUUGAGGCGCAGGAGAGGGCGUCGGAGGCGGAGAACGUACCGCCCGUGAUCGCUACGCCGCAUCACUGCCUCCUCAGCGUCUACCGGCACCGCAUCUUCUUCGUGGCCGUCAUCCAGAGCGAGGUGCCGCCGCUCUUCGUCAUCGAGUUCCUGCACCGCGUCGUCGAUACCUUCCAGGAUUAUUUUGGUGUCUGCUCAGAGGUGAUGAUCAAAGACAAUGUUGUGGUGGUUUACGAGGUGCUGGAGGAGAUGCUGGACAAUGGCUUUCCGUUGGCGACAGAGUCUAAUAUUCUUAAGGAACUGAUAAAACCUCCCACUAUCCUGCGAACAGUUGUCAACACCAUCACAGGAAGCACAAAUGUGGGUGACCAGCUUCCUACUGGACAGCUAUCGGUGGUGCCUUGGAGACGUACUGGUGUAAAAUACACCAACAACGAGGCAUAUUUUGAUGUGAUUGAGGAGAUAGAUGCAAUCAUUGACAAAUCAGGUUCCACAAUUACUGCUGAAAUCCAAGGGGUGAUUGAUGCUUGUGUCAAGCUGACUGGGAUGCCAGACCUUACCCUCUCCUUUAUGAACCCUCGGUUAUUGGAUGAUGUCAGCUUUCAUCCAUGUGUGCGUUUUAAGCGCUGGGAGUCAGAGAGAAUACUCUCGUUCAUUCCGCCCGAUGGAAACUUUCGCUUGCUUUCCUACCACGUCAGUGCUCAGAAUCUUGUGGCAAUUCCUGUCUACGUUAAACACAACAUCAGCUUCCGUGAUAGCAGCUCGCUGGGACGUUUUGAGAUCACAGUGGGGCCGAAGCAGACUAUGGGGAAGACUGUAGAGGGAGUGAUGGUCACAAGCCAGAUGCCAAAAGGUGUCUUAAAUAUGACCCUCACACCCUCUCAGGGAACGCAUACCUUUGAUCCAGUUACAAAGCUGCUUUCAUGGGAUGUGGGGAAAAUAAACCCCCAGAAGCUGCCAAGCUUGAAGGGGACUGUGAGCCUGCAAGCUGGGACAUCAAAACCAGAUGAAAACCCCACCAUUAACCUGCAGUUUAAAAUUCAGCAGCUGGCUAUAUCUGGACUGAAGGUGAAUCGCUUGGACAUGUAUGGGGAGAAGUACAAGCCCUUCAAGGGGAUAAAAUACAUGACAAAGGCUGGCAAGUUCCAAGUCCGAACCUAGAGGAUCCUGACAGUGAGGAAGAGCACUUCCCUGUUUCUCCUGUCCGAGGCUGUUGGAUGCAUCCUCUUACCACAUCCAUCUGUUUAGGGUUGCUUCCUUGCCUGUAGUAGCAUGAGCAGGAGGGCCAGUGCUUAGGGUGCUGGAGCAGGGAAAAGUAAGGUUGACCCGAAACCAUCUCAUCCCUUGCUGAGUCUGAAGUUUUGGAACAAUAGCAGACAGGAAGGGUGUUCGGGUCGCUGGGAGUUAGUGAGUCAGCUAUGUAAGCUUGUAUCACCUUCAUUUUGCUGUCAUAAAGGAAAUUCUAGGUAUUCAUUGCCUUUUGUAACUCCUCUUCCUUAUAUUUUGGUUGGUUUUUAUCCCUUUGUAGAUGAUACAAAGUUGGAUUUCUGUGAACUUCAACUCCAGUGUGAUGGUCUGUUGUCUGCCCUUUUCCAGGGUGGAGAGCUGUAUAGUUCUUGGCAGCAGAGAGGUCAUCUAACCACUCUGCCUCACAGGGACAGGGAGAAGAAGUGGAAAGGUAGAUUGUCCCACCCAGGACAAUCAGUUUAUGAAACCUGAGAUUGGGGAUGGUGAUACUGAGGGAGGAAGGGAAGAAGUGGAUGCUUUUUUCUAGAUAUUUUAUAAGCUCAUUGAAUGUCUUGGAUCUCUGGAGACAGACCAGAAACCCAUCGAUAAACCCAUCAAUCUUAGUAGAGUGUCCUAUUAAAGGCUGAGUGUAGUGUGAUCUUGUAACUGAUGGGUGGUGACAUCUGAAUGCAGUUCUGCUUCUCUUCUCAUUUUGACAGUAUUUGAAGGUAGGGAUUGUCUUAGUCUCUUUGGGAAGCCAAGAAAGAGACAGAGAGGCGGAAGAUUUUUGUGGAGACAUAGCUUCAGCUUCCAUCUGAGUGCUGUGGCUAAAUGAAGACAAUCACUAUCCUACUAACUUGUUGGAACCUCUUUUUGACUCUGCCUGUGUAUUACAAAUGAAGGUGAUACUAAUGUUCUCCUGCUCACUGAUGUCUUUCUUUGAGAUGGUUGUGUCCUGGUACCUUCAUAGUGUUUCUGGCUGUCCUACCUCAUUCCACUUCCUGUACCAAUCAGCUGCUGUGCAGGUGGAUUCAGGCAUAUGCUGGAUUUUUCACUGGGACCAUCUUUUCUGCAGGAGCUGUUGCAGCAUCUGCCUAUUCCAGCUUGUGCUGCAUCUCUCUGUACAGCAUAAAUAUGAAACAAGAUGCAUCUGCACUGUUCUGUAUUGUCUGUAAUGUGCUCUUUGGCCACUAGAUGCCAAUGGAUUUUCUCCGUGGUAGCAGAAUUUGUCCCUAAGCUGUUGUACAUGUGACUGCAGCAUCUGUCAGGUUGCUGUGGAAUCCAGCAUGUACAGGUCACGCUUGUGAACAGAACAGUGUGACCCUAAAUGAAAGAUAACAUACAUUCUGGUUUUCAUGUGAUGGAUACUUGCAGUGGAUGAGUGGCAUCAUGCUUGUGGAAUUGCAAGUUCUGGUGCCACUGAUGAAUGCCAUUGCAGGUGGCUUUACUGCUGAGCAUGUUCAGUGCAAAGAUAACCUUCAGCAAGGGCACC
Cuculus canorus (common cuckoo) is the source of this 2857-nucleotide messenger RNA. It is a transcript of the gene AP3M2, whose product is annotated as adaptor related protein complex 3 subunit mu 2. Gene Ontology annotation, biological process: endocytosis; intracellular protein transport. The record is from RefSeq and is a predicted model, not a curated record. NCBI's taxonomy places the organism in Eukaryota, Metazoa, Chordata, Aves, Cuculiformes, Cuculidae. The transcript is spliced from 8 exons. Bases 43 to 1299 code for a protein of 418 amino acids. Gene Ontology annotation, cellular component: clathrin adaptor complex; cytoplasmic vesicle.